Molecule: messenger RNA, 2821 nt
Organism: Lytechinus pictus (painted urchin)
Lineage: Eukaryota; Metazoa; Echinodermata; Echinoidea; Temnopleuroida; Toxopneustidae
Exons: 5
Coding region: 95-1465 (456 amino acids)
Source: RefSeq, a predicted model, not a curated record
AUUGAAAGUGGCCAUUUUUCAGACUCAAAACAGAGUUUAUGUUUGAAACGACCGAUUGCUGAUUGGGGUGUAAACCUGAAAAGACUUUGGUAAGAUGGAUACGGUACGUGUAAGAAUCAUCCUACUCAUGCUUGGUUGGCUUUUCCAAAGCGGUCUUUCCGAUAAUCACGUUGCAGGCCAGAUGAGUAGACACUUGGAUCAUAUCAAUAAGACGUGCUGUAGGGUUUAUACAUGUGGCCAACCAUCAAUGAACACGUGUAAAGGACACAGCAGACAGACGGUUCUCGGGUUCGUUCAGCACUGUGAGAUUUGUUGUGACUGUAGGCACAUGAUGGGGCAUAGGAAUUACCGAUGCGAUUUAUGCAUAGAUUACGAUCAACAAUUCUCUGAUGAUUGUACCAAAACCCUUACUGCUUCGUACGACGCAGCACAGUUCGUCGAUCCUGGCAACUGCAGUUAUUUGUCCAUUUUCCAGUCGACAGAGAGCGCUUCCGAUAUGGCAGAAAGCGCGUCGACUAUGUCGAGAAGCACUUCAGUUAUGACAGAUAGGUCUGAGGCUAUGUCAAGUAGCACUUCGGUUUUUACAGGAAUCCCUUCAAUAGAGACAGAAUCAUCGAUGUCAGAGGGUUUCAAGACAACUUUGUCCUUUACACAAAUGACGUCCUACUUAACGAGUUCCGAAAGGGUGGAAUCUUCGACACUCAUUGCCCACCAUCAACUGCGUACCCUCUAUAUAGCCAUACCACUAGUGUGCAUAACCGUUAUUAUACUCGUCAUGUCUAUAUCUUUUUUCAAACGAAGAAGAAAAAGACGACCUUCCCCUGAUAAUGGAGUCAAAUGUCGGCAACUACCACACCACGACCUAACACCAUCGAAUGUCGCAAACAUGGCAAACUGCGUCGACCUCGAGACCAACAACGAAUCGGCUUACCACUUUCUUCAUGGCGGUAAGGAGCUUGGAGACUACCACACCUACGAACUUGCUGAGCUUCCCCCACAAGGUGGCAAUAGUAGCCACCACCAGGAUACACCCCAGAGGCCGAACAAUACCAAGCCAUUUCAAUUCUUCAGAGAGGAACCUGAUUCCAGAAUUAAGAACAAUGACCAAUGUCUUUCUGGAGGAAGCCACAGCCAACGGCACUGUGAUGGUACUCCUGCCGCGCAAACCGGCAUGGGGGGCGAGACAGCAAAUCCGUCACUAUCUCCUGAUGAAGAAUACGACAGACUGAAGCGCCCUCUGGCUCUUGACCUACAGACGGUCGGAGGGAAUGAUUAUGGUAAACUGGAUGAUCCAAAAAGUUCUGUUCGGAAAUACGAUGGCCCUGAUUCUCCGGAUUAUUUUGUGUUGGAAAAACAAGAUGAAAAUCAAUCCGACUCUCCGGAUUAUUUUGUCUUGGAAAAACAAGAAAAUGAAAUUGAAGUUGACAUAGAUAAGGAUAAUCAUGUAUAUUUUGUUCUUAAGUAAAACGACAUUGCCCUAGGCAGAAACGGUGGGCUUCCUUUUCGAUUAUCAAAAAAUCCAGGACGGCAUUGUUUUCCUAGAUUCUUAGAAAAAAGGGGCAAAUUUGAACCAUUUUGUCCUGUAUUUGGAACCAUCGAGUGUUUAAGGUGAUUUAGAUUCUUCUAGGGGACAUUAAAAGGUUCCAAAUACGGGACAAGCAUAGAUCCCUAUAAGAUUUUUUUUCUAGGAGUGUAUAUAUAUUGUACGAUACUACAAUAACUUUUAUAAGUUAUUAUAAACAAUUAUUAGAAUAUCUAUAAACGGUUAGACAGUUCCUUGUAUAUACACCUUUCUGUGUAUUACCAGCUUAUUGAUAGCCAGUUACAGAUGAUUUUUUUUCUUUAUUCGAUAAUUAAUGCUAUACUACCAUGACUUCGACAUUUGCACUCUAAAGGUAAUUCAUGGAGAAAUUUGUCUGUGUAUAGUUAAAGGGCAAGGCCAGCCAAACAAAAAUAGUUGGUUUGAAAUGCAAAUGAGAACACUGUUGACAUCAUCCGGCACUCAGUAUAUUUAUUUUGUAUUCGUUAUAUUAAAUACGAAAUGUUCUAAUUUUCUCAUUGUCAUGUGAAACUAAAUUUCAUUCCUCCCAGAACAUGCGGAAUUACCACUACUUUAGCAUUUUUUUUCGGUUCAAUUAAGAGGGACCUCAUUGUCAAAUCUGCCAAAUUGAAAUAUUUGUAUAAUUAAAACUAUAAAAAGAGCAAGGAAGAAGUCACCUUCGUAUUUUACAUCUGAUUUUGAUUAAAUUUUCAGUAUAACGCUUUUUUUCUCUAUAGAUUCAAAUCAAAUUGUUUCUGGGGUGGGCGUGACCUUAAAACAAACGGUCGACUCAAUUUCUUAUUGAACAGUGAUAGAAUAUCAUCUAUUUCGUAGAAUUGGUAGACGAGCAUAUUUUGUUAGUAAUAUUUGUAGUUCAUACUACUGUCUACUAUAUUGGUAAAAUUAUUCGCAACAACAAGUUGAUUAACAAGAAGAGAAAACAUAAAAAGCACGAAAAUAAUUACCGAAACUAGAUGCAUAACACGGAAGUUCUGGCACUUUUUUACUUUCGCUUAUCAGUAUCCACAUAGUGUUACAGUUACACUGGCAAAUCGAAUCCAAACCGAGCGAUGAUAGACCAUUCGAAUUAACGUAAUAAUUUCGAUCGGUUAAAGUGUUUCGCCGGUCCGACUGCGGCAUUGACGAGGAAGUCGCACAAAAAUAUUGCACGUUUAUGAUCCUUUACAAUAUUUUUUGUUGAUUAUGAUAAUAUAAAUAUAUAUAUUUUGUUUUGCAUAUUAGUUUUCAUUGAAAUAAAUGAUCAGGAAUCACAAUAUUGAC